Messenger RNA from Penicillium brevicompactum, 1248 nucleotides. RefSeq lists its product as uncharacterized. The transcript is spliced from 6 exons. Gene Ontology annotation, biological process: peptidyl-lysine monomethylation. The record is from RefSeq and is a predicted model, not a curated record. NCBI's taxonomy places the organism in Eukaryota, Fungi, Ascomycota, Eurotiomycetes, Eurotiales, Aspergillaceae. Gene Ontology annotation, molecular function: protein-lysine N-methyltransferase activity; protein binding. The coding region runs from base 1 to 1248 and encodes 415 amino acids.
AUGGCGCACAAUGAAAAUGCUACUGUUGAUGACCAUGAUCGCUUUUUCAAGUGGGCAGUUGCCAAUGGCAUCCAAGUAAAUGGUGUCACCCCCGCAGAUUUCCUGGACGCGGCAGACGAAAUAAUGCUCACAGUCCCCGUGUCAACAAUGCUCAACAUUGACAGUAUCCCCGAGGGAUUCGCUGACCGCUUUCCAAGCACAGCAUCUAACCAUUCAAUUCUUGCUGCAUUCUUGACACACGGAGAUCCCAAAUUGCUUGAGCAAUGGGAUCUGUGGCGCAAGAUAUGGCCAUCGAUGCAGGACUUCGCUGACUCGUUGCCUUCGAUGUGGCUUGAGGGAUCCAGUCCUUCCAGUGAACUUGAAAUUCCAUUGCCUCCUUCCAUCUCUGGAAAGUGGAAUACAUCGACUAGGUCUGCGUAUGGCGCUAAUAGCGAAGACACGUACCAGAACGUGCUGGUGCAACAAACCAACCGUCUUCAAGAUGCCUGGAAAAGUGUCUUAAGUGUCUUCCCCGACACCAACUGGGAGCUCUAUUCUUACAAUUGGUUCAUCGUCAACACCAGAAGCUUUUAUUAUGUUCGCCCUGAUGAUAAUCCGCCUGAGGACUGGAACGACGCAGUUGGUUUAGUGCCCUUUGCGGACUACUUCAACCAUGCAGCCAACGCACCUUGUGAGGUUGCCUUUGAUGGAGAUAAAUCAACAUUUAGAGCCACCGCUCGUCUUGAAAAGGGUGACGAAGUAUUUAUGAACUACGGAGAGCACCCUAAUGACUACCUUUUGGUAGAAUAUGGAUUUUUCUUGGAUAGGAACGACCAUGAUGCCAUUUAUUUGGAUGAUAUAAUUUUGCCUGACCUGAACUCAGAUGAUGUGGAAGGGUUACGCUCUCAUGGAUACAAUUACCACUUUGAGGUGGAUGCAUCUGGCGCCAGUCCCAGCGUCGAAGUUGCAGCAUCUCUGAAAUGCAUGACACGCUCAGAGUGGGAAGACUACGUGCUUGAUCCCUCGUCCUCGAAUCUCCUGCCCGAGGCUCGAAGGUUGAUCAGCCACUGGAUACAGGUAUAUGUGCAGGAAAGCAUUGUUGCAAUUGCAAAGAUCGAAAAUAUUCAGAGAGAAAACACCGCCUCAGAUCCACCGAACCGCCUCCUUAACAGCCAACACUCAACAUUGACAAAUCCACAGCGUUCAUUACUCCGACGGUGGACUCAAAUCAAGGACAUGGCUCAAGGCGCUUUACAUAACUUGUCAUGA